This is a messenger RNA of Grosmannia clavigera kw1407, 1290 nucleotides long. RefSeq names its product acetyl-CoA c-acyltransferase. The record is from RefSeq and is a predicted model, not a curated record. Gene Ontology annotation, molecular function: acetyl-CoA C-acetyltransferase activity. Lineage: Eukaryota; Fungi; Ascomycota; Sordariomycetes; Ophiostomatales; Ophiostomataceae. The transcript is spliced from 2 exons. Gene Ontology annotation, biological process: fatty acid beta-oxidation. The coding region runs from base 1 to 1290 and encodes 429 amino acids.
AUGAUUCGCCAAAUACGCCCGUCUCUGGUUUGUCGUUGCCGGACAACGACAACACGCCAGUUCUCUUCCCAGUCGCCGCUGUGGCGCGAAGUUCGAGAAGCAUACAUCUUGAGCGCUUCGCGGACACCAACUGCAAAGUUCAACGGCUCGUUUCUCAACGUUUCGGCCCCACAACUCGGUGCUGUUGCCAUCAAGUCGGCGAUCGAGAAGUCGGGCGUGCCCAUCUCCAAGAUUACCGAUGUCUACAUGGGCAACGUAUUGCAAGCCUCCGUGGGCCAGGCACCCGCACGACAGGCAGCCAUACUCGCCGGCCUUCCAACAUCCGUCGAAGCUAUCACGGUGAACAAGGUGUGCGCCUCGGGCCUGAAGGCAGUGUCGCUAGCAGCACAGAAUAUCCAGCUGGGCCUGGCCGAUGCCCAGGUGGCCGGUGGCAUGGAGAAUAUGUCUCGCGUGCCGUAUUACGUGCCACGGGCGAGCGGCUUACCGGCCUUUGGCCACGUGCAGAUGACAGACGGCCUACUCAAGGACGGGCUGACGGACGUCUAUGGCGGCUUUCAUAUGGGCAUCUGCGCAGAGAAGACGGCGAAGAACCACAGCAUCACGCGUGAAGAUCAGGACAGCUACGCGAUCCAGUCAUACGAGCGCGCGCAGGCGGCAUGGAAGGCUGGUGCAUUUGUCGAGGAAAUUGCGCCGGUGACAAUCGUGGACAGGAAGAAGAAGGAGACCAUCCUCGACACAGACGAAGGUUUCCUGGACAUCAACGUGGACAAGCUGCGGUCGCUGAAACCGGCCUUUAUCCGCGACGGCACCGGCACGGUCACGGCAGCCACCUCGUCGACGCUCAACGACGGUGCCUCUGCAAUCGUUCUCGGCAGCGCCGACGUGGCGCGCGAAUAUGCGGCCGGCGGUCGGUCCCGCGUUUUGGCCCGCAUCUGUGCCUCAGCCGACGCGGCCGUUGAUCCGAUCGACUUCCCCAUUGCGCCGUCCAAGGCCGUUCCCCUCGCGCUGGAGCGGGCCGGCAUCACGAAGGACCAGGUGGCCGUCUGGGAAUUCAACGAGGCGUUUGCAGCGGUGAUCAAGGCAAACGAGAAGAUCCUGGGUCUGGAAAACGCCCGCGUGAAUCUGCUGGGCGGUGCGAUCUCCUUGGGGCACGCGCUAGGCAGCUCGGGUUCGCGCAUAUUGGUCACACUGCUGCAUCAGCUCAAGCCAGGCGAGUACGGCGUGGCAGCCAUCUGCAACGGCGGCGGGGCGGCAACGGCCAUGGUGGUCCAGCGCAUAGAGUCUGUAUAG